AUGGGGGUCUUCACGCCGUCGCCGACCAUCAACUACAACUUCGUCGCGGGCGUGUACGCCUUCUUCACUGCGCUGUGCAUUCUGCUAUCGGUGCUGCACUUCUACACGCCGCAGCUGGAGGGCUUCUACAUUGUGCUGGUGCCGUUCGUGCCCUGUUUCCUCUGGAGCCUCGUGGUGCGCCACCGCUGGCUGCAGCAACCCCAAACGGACGAGAACGCGGAUGAGUCCAAGAAAGACAAGUAG
This is a messenger RNA of Phytophthora sojae, 243 nucleotides long. RefSeq lists its product as hypothetical. Lineage: Eukaryota; Oomycota; Peronosporomycetes; Peronosporales; Peronosporaceae. Bases 1 to 243 code for a protein of 80 amino acids. The transcript has a single exon. The record is from RefSeq and is a predicted model, not a curated record.